GGCUCGGCGGGGUGAAAGGUUAACGGAAGUGUUGGCUCUUCCUUUUUUGUUGUAGGCCCUGGUGGCUGCUGUCGAAAUGGGCAAGUUUAUGAAACCCGGGAAGGUGGUGCUGGUUUUGGCCGGACGCUACUCUGGACGCAAAGCCGUCAUCGUGAAGAACAUUGAUGAUGGCACCUCAGACAGGCCAUACAGCCAUGCUCUGGUGGCUGGGAUUGACCGUUAUCCACGCAAAGUGACAGCUGCCAUGGGCAAGAAGAAAAUCGCCAAGAGGUCAAAGAUCAAGUCUUUCGUGAAAGUUUAUAAUUACAAUCACCUUAUGCCCACGAGGUACUCUGUGGAUAUCCCCUUGGACAAAACUGUUGUCAACAAGGAUGUCUUCCGAGAUCCUGCUCUUAAACGCAAGGCACGUCGAGAGGCAAAAGUCAAGUUUGAGGAAAGGUACAAGACUGGCAAGAACAAAUGGUUCUUCCAAAAACUACGAUUUUAGACAUCUUGUUUCAGUCAUUAAAAGUUUAAAAAAAAAACCUG
This is a messenger RNA of Erinaceus europaeus (western European hedgehog), 528 nucleotides long. It is a transcript of the gene RPL27, whose product is annotated as ribosomal protein L27. Gene Ontology annotation, molecular function: structural constituent of ribosome. The record is from RefSeq and is a predicted model, not a curated record. The transcript has 5 exons. Lineage: Eukaryota; Metazoa; Chordata; Mammalia; Eulipotyphla; Erinaceidae. Gene Ontology annotation, cellular component: cytosolic large ribosomal subunit; ribosome. Bases 77 to 487 code for a protein of 136 amino acids. Gene Ontology annotation, biological process: translation.